This is a messenger RNA of Neomonachus schauinslandi (Hawaiian monk seal), 1610 nucleotides long. It is a transcript of the gene TCEANC2, whose product is annotated as transcription elongation factor A N-terminal and central domain containing 2. The record is from RefSeq and is a predicted model, not a curated record. The coding region runs from base 191 to 817 and encodes 208 amino acids. Gene Ontology annotation, biological process: DNA-templated transcription. Gene Ontology annotation, cellular component: nucleus. NCBI's taxonomy places the organism in Eukaryota, Metazoa, Chordata, Mammalia, Carnivora, Phocidae. The transcript has 5 exons.
UGCGGAGGUUCCGAGGCGCUCUGAGGUCCGAGAAACCACCGUCCCGUAAGAAAGCGUCAAUAUAAUUCUGACCCCGGCGGCCCAGGCGUGGGUCCUCAGAGGGUGUGCUCCGCAAGGGUUCAGCUGCUGACAGGACUGCUUUUCCUGAAAGCGCUGCAAGCACGUGAAGGUAGUUGGCAGUCCUCUAGCAAUGGAUAAAUUCGUCAUUCGAACGCCUAGAAUCCAAAAUAGUCCUCAGAAGAAAGAUCCUGGUGGAAAGAUUUACAAGCAGGCCACGAUUGAAUCUCUGAAGAGAGUUGUGGUUAUAGAAGACAUAAAAAGAUGGAAAACUAUGUUGGAGCUUCCUGAUCAGACCAGAGAGAAUCUAGUUGAAGCUUUACGAGAAUUAAAGAAGAAAAUACCUUCCAGGGAAGUGUUAAAAUCAACAAGGAUAGGUCACACCGUGAACAAGAUGCGUCAGCACUCAGAUCCAGAAGUGGCUUGUCUUGCCAGAGAAGUUUACACUGAGUGGAGAACUUUCAUUGAAAAACAUUCAGACAGACCUUCUAUUGAAGUGCGAAGUGACCCCAAAACUGAGACAUUCAGGAAAAAUGCCCAGAAGUUACUCUCAGAAGCCUUGGAAUUAGAGAUGGAUCACCUACUGGUUGAAAAUAUUGAGCGGGAAACGUUUCAUCUCUGCUCCCGCCUCAUUACUGGGCCAUACCGGCGGACGGUGAGAGCCCUGGUCUUCACAUUAAAGCACCGAGCUGAAAUCCGGGCUCAGGUGAAGAACGGCUCGCUGCCAGUCGGCACAUUUGUACAGAACCACAAAAAAUGACCCGAGGAUGGUUGCAGCGCUAGGCUGGGCAGAAAGCAAAACGGGCCUGGCUCUCUGCCAUUCAAAGACUCUUUUGAGUUUGGGCGACGGCUGCUGCCGGCGGUGCCGAGUUUUCCCCUGGCGCCAUUCCCGCAGACCGAGGAUGCGGAGAGCCCCGGGAGCCAGGCCCGCGGGAGAGGCUGCAUUAGCUGUAGAGCGUUCAUGCCGCCUCGCGGGACGGGGCUGGCUGGCACCAGGAAGUGCAGCACAGUUGCCGUCACCCAGCCCGGUGAAAGGGUGACGGAUUUCACUGGGAGUGUGCCAAGGACACCUCUGAACUCCCCCAUGUCAGGCAGAUGAACUGACUGCUUGAUUUCGCCACCCUGCAGGUAACUGAAACUCAAUUACCACGGCUGCUCGCUCAGUCCCGUCCCCCUGAGUUUAGACAGCUCCGGUGCCCGUCAGAACUCCCCUGUCUGUUCUCUUUGCUCUACCCCAGGGGUGAGCCUGCUGGAGCCAGCCAACUACCCCUUCUUUCCAGAACUCACUUAUCUGAACAUUGCAGCUCUCCCUGGAAGACCUUCUGCAUUGGUCUCCGGAGCCCCCAUGCUGAGGCUUCUAAUGAGGAGCUGGCCUGAAGCCUCCCCACACCUUGGGGUUUAUUUGAAUACGCUGGCUCUUGGUUUAGGGCUCUGUAGAAGGUACAUAAUGAAAUUUCUCUUGAAAUGAAUUACCAUAGUAGAAAAACAAGUAUGUCUAUAUUCUAAAAUGAAAUGCCACUUAUAGGCCUGCUUGAACAAUUACGUAAAUGGUA